Pecten maximus is the source of this 4327-nucleotide messenger RNA. RefSeq names its product sucrase-isomaltase, intestinal-like. The transcript has 24 exons. Gene Ontology annotation, molecular function: alpha-1,4-glucosidase activity; carbohydrate binding. Lineage: Eukaryota; Metazoa; Mollusca; Bivalvia; Pectinida; Pectinidae. Gene Ontology annotation, biological process: carbohydrate metabolic process. Bases 139 to 3018 code for a protein of 959 amino acids. The record is from RefSeq and is a predicted model, not a curated record.
CUGGUAUUAGAGUCACAGGAAUUCAGAUAAUACGGCGUCACGUGAAGCUAUAUUAACGGGAGUCGUCAGACACAUCUAGGUACAUCCUGUAUGUUGACGUGACUUUUAUUCUGAUAAUGGUACCAACGAAACCUGAAUAUGCCAGCAGAAAGUAAACACAAAUCACGUGGCCCCGGCCGAUGCCUGUCAUGCUCAAUUUUUCUGAUUGGUGUCAUAGCAGUAGCCGGAUUGGUGGUGUCAAUUGUUACGUUUGUGAAACUAUCGAAUGAUCAAGAUAAUGCCGUCACAGAGACUGAAGUGCCACCGAUGGUACCUGCUCAAAAUCUGAUGACAUCAACACCGACGGCCAUGUCUGUCCCGGAUCCAAGAACAGAAGCCGUGGUAGCAUGCUACCCAGAGAGAAACUAUGGCCAGUCAGAAUGUAAAAAGAAUGGAUGUAAAUGGCUAGAAUCAAACCAUCCUCAUGUCCCCUCUUGUGUGUUUGACCAUACCGCUGGCUACCUGAUUGUCUCUAACGAUAAACAUUCUUCCACUCGCCUUUCCGCAACCCUUAAAAGGGCGGGACUAACCCAUAUGUACGGAAUGGAGGUUCGUCAGCACAUCAAGGUUACCGUGGAUAUGUACGGUGAAAACAUGUUCAGAAUACAUUUCGCCGCAAACGAUUCAUGGGAAAUACCAGACGAAGCCCUAAAUAUAAACAAACCUACCGGAAGUACCAAUAAACAGUAUGACGUGAAGUUUGUGACGUCACCAAUCUUCGGAGUUGUUGUGACCCGGAAAUCGACUGGUGCUGUAGUAUUUGACACAUCCGUUCCAGGUUUGAUAUUUACUGACCAGUUUGUACAAAUUUCGACCCGCCUACCAUCCCCUAAUCUGUACGGGUUUGGUGAACAUCAACACAGACGAUUUAAGCACGACAUGAAUUGGAGGACCUGGCCAAUUUUCACAAGAGAUGUGGCACCCGUGGACGAGGGAAUCAAUAUGUACGGUGCCUAUCCGGUUUACAUGAACCUAGAAGAUGACAGCAAGGCCUCGAUGGUAUUCCUUAAGAACAGUCAUGGGAUGGACGUGGUACUACAGCCGGAUCCUUAUCCUGCCGUCACCUACAAAACUCUGGGUGGGAGUCUCGACUUCUAUGUAUUCAUGGGACCUUCACCCCAACAAGCCGUUCAGCAGUAUACUGAGGCUAUUGGUAGACCGAUGAUGCCUCCUUACUGGUCCUUAGGAUUCCACUUGUGUAGGUGGGGCUACCAAAAUUUAACCGAAGUUGAGAAUGUCGUCAGUAGGAAUCUCUUAGCUGGUAUACCUCAGGAUGUACAGUGGGGAGAUAUCGACUUCAUGUACAAGAAAUUUGUGUUCACCGUGGAUAAGGAAACCUUCAAAGGUCUGCCUCAGUUUGUCGACUACCUUCACUCCAUAGGGAAGAAGUAUAUCGUCAUCGUGGAUCCCGGUAUAGGAAAUGAUGAUAAAAUCGUUCUCGAGGCGGCCAACAACAGCGCGGGCUACAACAUGUACGAGGAUGGAAAAACAGAAAACAUAUACGUCAAAAAGGCUGAUGGCCAACACGACUUCGAAGGAGAGGUCUGGCCAGGUCGAACAGUUUUCCCAGAUUUUACCAAUCCAAAGACAUCAUCUUGGUAUGCCAAAUGGAUCCGAUAUUUCCGUAACAAGGAGAACGUAUCGGUGGACGGACUAUGGAUUGAUAUGAAUGAACCAGCGAGCUUCAGCUUUGACGAUAGGAACCUCCCGGACAGCAUGAAGUGUGGUAACAAUACCUGGAAUAACCCUCCCUUUAUGCCACACAUUUUGGAGGGUAAUACCGGAGACCUAUACAGGAAAACUGUGUGUAUGGACGCCAAACAAUACUGGGGGGACCACUACAGAGUCCAUAGUUUGUACGGUCACUCACACGCUAUGGCUACGCAUGCUGCCCUUAAAGAGGUGAUGCCUGGCAAACGUCCUUUUAUAGUGACACGGUCGUCCUACCCAGGAACAUCUAAAUAUGCUGCCCAUUGGCUGGGGGACAAUCAGAGUCAAUGGAGACAGCUGCCCUGGUCCAUUGUCGGAAUACUGGAGUUUAGCAUGUUUGGAUUCUCCAUGAUCGGUGCUGAUAUCUGCGGAUUCUAUUUUGAAACAAACUACGAGUUAUGCCUUCGCUGGAUGCAAGUUGGAGCGUUCUAUCCGUUUUCUCGAAACCACAACGCUCGAACAGAUGACGAUGGUAAAUUCUUCCGCGACCAAGACCCCGCCUCCUGGAAUGAAGAGUUCGUGCAGAUCACACGUCACAUCCUGUUAGUACGGUACAAGUUACUUCCGUAUUACUACACAUUGUUCCACGAUGCACACCAGAACGGCAAAACGGUGGCCCGACCUCUCAUGUUUGAAUUUCCGGAAGACAAAAAUACCUGGAACAUUGACCGACAGUUCCUGAUCGGACCUGCUUUUAUGGUGACUCCCGUGCUGGAGGAGAAUAAAACAACUGUGGACGGAUAUUUUCCUAAAGCUAGAUGGUUUUCCUAUUACGAUGGUGAGGAAGUACAUCAACCGGGUGCGAUCAAUACGUUUGAUGCCCCUCUCAGUGUAAUUAACAUCCAUAUGAGAGGUGGACACAUAAUUCCUAUGCAGGAGCCAUCUAACUCCACCCAUUACAGUCGUCAACGUGAUUUUAGUUUAGCUGUUAAUUUCGAUGAGAACUUGAAGGCUAAUGGACAUCUAUUUUGGGACGACGGAGAAUCCGAAGAUACAUUCAAAGAUGGGCACUAUCUUAUGGUACAUUUCAACGCAACUAAGGGUGAAUACCUGGAUAUAAACGUGAUACACGAUGGAUACCCAGCAGCACGCACACUCAACAUUGGUAUGAUAGAACUGUUUGGUUUAGUAUCCUUCCCCGGUGAACUUUACAUCGAUGGGAAUAAACUACCAACAAAUCAAGUCAGGUUUAAAUUUCGCGUUGUCCAAAUCGUCGAUCUCGACAUCAAAUUGGCACAGAAUCACACACUUACAUGGACUGUGUACUAAUGAACAUCAAAUCGAACAAUUAAAUAGUGCGCAUAUGUUCUGAAGUGUUUGUUUGGUGGGUUUUUUUUUACGUACAUAAAAUGCAAUGUCAUAUGCAUCCUCCAUGAACAUUACUCAAGAUUGCCUAACUAAGAGAGUUUUGAAUUACUGCUCUGAGCAGAAUAAUCAAUUUCAUGGAAAAGUAUGGAGAAAUCUAAUUUGGUAUACUGCGGUUAGGAAUGAUAAUAACCGGAGAGAACUCUCCCUAUCAUGGGGAGUAAGGUAUGUAAAUAACCAUCUUACCUACACUUAUCGAAUGUUGUCAUUUAUUUUGUUGAUUUUCGUUGAAUACUGAAAUAAUAUUCUGAAUAUUUCUAUCGCUGGAACUUCAAGUGUCAUUUUUUAGGUAACGCUUCGCCUGGUGUACUGAACUUUAAUUAUCAAAUCUGGGUGAGGCAUUGAUCAAUUAAAGGAAUGAUAACAAAGGGAGAUAACUCUUCCUAUCAUGUCGCUUAAUCUCAUGAAAAUAUUUAUUUACACCAUCAAUCAAGAUAGAAACAUGGGUUGAUCUUACUACUAAAUUCAAGUUAGUAUAGAUGUUUUUAACCCAAACAUUAAAUUUAAAGAACACAAGUGUUUAGAUAGAUGUUCUUUCAAAGUGAAAAUGAUUAACGACAUAUCUAAAUUGUAAUGUUGUUUCUAAAAGAAAAGUAAGUAAUGGAAUAAUUAUUGCAUAAGAUAUCAAGUUCGUGAAUGCUUUAACUUCUUGCGCAAUUUUUUAUUCAAUAAACUAUUUGCAAAAUAAGAAUAUUUUUGAAAGUAUUGAUACAUGUAUUGCGAAUUGAAUAGUUCUAGAAUAAAAUCAUGAUUCCAAAUACGUCUAUGUUGCAAUUUUAUGUAGAUGGUGAGCCGUAACAUUGAGCUGCUUUCCGUCCUGACAACAGGCGAAAACUGUAUGAUUUUUUUUUUUUUUUUUUUAUGUAUUUCAGUUAAAGGGUAGACAUUUAUUGUAUUCCCAUAUAAAUACAAGCUACAAAAGUAUAUGUGAAAAUAAUAUCAAUCCAAUGUCAUUCCUAGCAUGUUGUUAAUAAUUUGAUGUCUUUUGAUCAGGUUUCAGACUGAAAUGAAAUAGCUUGCCAAUUUUGCAAGAAUUUCCUACCUCGCUCGGCACCCAAUUUUUUUCACAGAAAAAAAUAGGCAAUGAUAAUGCAUUCGUAUUCUGUAUCAAUAAACUCACAUUUAAAUGUCUUCAUCUUCAUUUGUUUGAACAACCUUGUAUACAACCUUUUAUUGAGUAAAAGGUGUAUCAAAUAAAAGCUGUGAACCUGAA